UUCGCCUUUUUUGCUUCCUCGUUCUUGGGGAUGACCUCUCUCCUCCAAUUCCUCGAAGUGGAAUGGCCCUUCUUGCUCUGCAUCCUCGAGGUCGGCCUCUGCGUCGCCGCUGCCAUCGCCGUCGUCGUCAAAUUCGAAGCUCGGCCCUCCACGAAGCGGAUCGAUAGUAGCGGGAAUGGCGGCGACGCGGCGGCGCUCGCAUCGAUCCAGCUCUUCCGCUGCUCCUCCGGCGUCCUCCACCCGGCCUGGCUCGCCGGGAUCCGGGCAAUCUCUUUCAUCUACUUGCUUAGCAUUUGGAUUAUCAGCUUCGUCGCCAGCGGCCCAUUGUCGCUCGUCUUUUACACUCAAUGGACUUUCACAUUGCUCGUGAUCUACUUCGGGCUAGCCAGUUAUAUAAGCAUCACCAAGCUCGUUUCCGGCGCCGCCAAGGAAAAGAAGAUAGUUCUGGUCGACGAGAGCUUGGGCGACGAGGAAACUGGGAACUUCAUCGAGCAGGAAAGCAUUGCUGACACUACCGAGGACGAAACGGAUGCUUCGGCUGGAUUCAUCGGCUACGCAACGCUUGUUAUCUUCCAGACGGCUACCGCGGCAUCGGUUUUGACUGACACUGUCUACUGGUUCAUCCUCGUCCCGUAUGUUCUAGCCAGUCCUUUCUUCGACUUAAACUUCGUAAAUCUCAACAUGCAUGGCGUCAACGCGAUCUUUUUGCUCGCGGAGCUCUUCCUCAAUGACUUGCCUUUUCCAUGGUUCCGGGGCGCUUAUUUCGUGUUUUGGACCGCUGCAUACGUUGUUUUUCAAUGGUUCAUCCACGGGACAAGGCUCCUAACAUGGUGGCCAUAUCCUUUUCUCGAGGUCUCAACGCAUUAUGCUCCGGCGUGGUACUUUGGCCUCGCCUUCGCCCAUUUGAUUUGCUUCCUCAUUUGUUUAGCACUGGCAAGAACCAAACAGCCAGUGAUCAGCUAUUUUGUCAGCAGGAGUGCUCGUCAGAAGUAACAGCCGCGGCUGCCUCGUCGUAAGGGACAAACCCCUGGAGCUCCGGACCAUUGAGACGGGGAUUGUUAUCAAAGCUGCGCAAGGAAGAGACAAACAAAAUUCUAUGAGCUACUUUCAAAGAAAAACAAAACUCUUCUUGUACCUCUUUGGUGAGAACUGAGCGAAUGAUCCGGAGGUCGGGAUUGUGCCACACAAAUCGUUGUCAGAGAGAUCCCUGUAGAGAUUAAGAAAGAGAGGUUGCUCCAAAACUGCAAACAUCGGAGCUUU
Molecule: messenger RNA, 1260 nt
Organism: Selaginella moellendorffii
Lineage: Eukaryota; Viridiplantae; Streptophyta; Lycopodiopsida; Selaginellales; Selaginellaceae
Exons: 8
Coding region: 31-993 (320 amino acids)
Cellular component (GO): membrane
Source: RefSeq, a predicted model, not a curated record